GCGUCGUUUCCAUCGGAAUGCAGCAGCAGCGUCUCCCUCUCUGCUCUGCACAGCUUUAAUAGCGUUAACUCGUAUGCCAUUGCCCAAAGCGUGAAAUAAAACAGCAUCUGGUGGCCUCUAUGUGGUCAGAACGAGUCAUUCAUACCCGUGGCCUGUGUGUUAUGAGGCGCAUUUUCCUAAAUUACAAACAAACGGCGCAGUCUCACACUGUCGAGACGGGUUUUUUUUUAGCUCAUGGCUUCGUCAAACAAUUUCGUUUUGUCAUCUUCCUUGCAAAAUGUUUGUCCUCAAGGUCAUUCACUGCCGCCUAGUUUAGAGACUAACCCCUCCAUCAGAUCCUACAAUUAACAGGCAGGCUCAGCGGGACAGGUUGUGUGGCAAGCAGCGGGUGCAUAUUAAACACUGUGGUUUGCACCGAUUUUGGCUGCGGCGCAUAUUUCUGCUGUUUGUUGUGUGAAGGCCUGAGCCAAUGCAGUGUUGUGUGUGGUGGAGCUGCUCAGCCUGCUGUCAUGCUGCUGCUGCUACUGCUGCUGCUGCAGAGAUGUGGACCAUAUGUUGGUCUCAAGUGGGUACCUCAAUGUAUCUUGUUCAGUCAGAAUGAUGCAAAUGUUACCCUGCUGUCUUCACUGUUUGAUUAUGUGUUGAGAUUUGGUGCAUUUUUUUGCCACUUUAUGUCAUUUGCUACAUCAUGAGUCAAUAAUUUAUGAAUGUGGGACUUGUGAGAGGCGGCUCUGGUGUGGUUGCUCAAGCUGCCAUGAUGCCUACUGAGGCCCUUCAGUGUCACAAUAAUCUGCUUUGAUUAGUCUGCGCAUCGCCCACAGCUGGCUCAAAAACUAUACCAUAUGCAGAGCAGAGUGUUAUAAGCUUUAUUCCAUCCAGAUUACUGCAAGUGGACUAUGUGCUCCUGCACUGUUCUCACUGUCUGUGGAUUUACUGCAGCAGGGGCCUCUCUUACAACCAAGCACAGGCUUUGUUGUCAUUGUCAGAUUAUAGAACAGUGUUUGCAGUGGAAACUUGAUAGUGGUGGAUCGAACAUUUGAUGAACUGGAUCUGCUCUGACAGUUACGAUCCAGGAACCAUGGGAAAGCAGAACAGCAAGCUGACUCCUGAGGUGAUGGAGGAUCUGGUGAAGAACACAGAGUUUAAUGAACACGAGCUGAAGCAGUGGUACAAAGGCUUCCUGAAAGACUGCCCCACUGGCAGGCUGAAUCUGGAUGAAUUCCAGCAGCUUUAUGUCAAGUUCUUCCCUUAUGGUGAUGCAUCCAAAUUCGCACAACACGCCUUCAGAACCUUUGACAAAAAUGGAGACGGCACCAUUGAUUUCCGAGAGUUCAUUUGUGCUCUGUCCAUCACAUCCCGUGGCAGCUUUGAGCAGAAACUCAACUGGGCCUUCAACAUGUACGACCUGGACGGUGACGGCAAAAUCACCAGAGUGGAGAUGCUGGAGAUAAUCGAGGCAAUCUACAAAAUGGUGGGCACUGUGAUCAUGAUGAAGAUGAACGAGGAUGGUUUGACACCAGAGCAGAGGGUGGACAAGAUCUUCAGCAAAAUGGAUAAGAACAACGACGACCAGAUCUCAUUGGAGGAGUUCAAAGAGGCGGCGAAGAGCGACCCGUCCAUUGUGCUCCUGUUGCAGUGUGACAUGCAGAAGUGAGCCCUCCCUGCUCGCUCCUCUUCCCCGUCUGUAAUCCACACACUCUGGACAGCAGCACAUGUUUUAAUGUCUCAUUAGGUUCUCUGCCAUUUCCACAGGAAAAAAACAAUGCUUGGACUAUUUUUCAAUGGACUCGCUUCUUGUGGUUGUAUGCAUGAGAAUGUCAAAUGCUGAAUAAUUUUGAAUAUAGCUAUAAGAUAUCAUACAUUUCUAUUUCGAAACAUGCCAACGUGAUUUGUGCACAGUAACCCUAUACAUUCUCAUUCAACCCUAGCUUGUAUAUCAGUGGAGCACUGCAUUAAAUUAUGUUCCUGCAGUAUUUAGGAUCCCCAGUGUUCACUGCUGCAACUACUGUACGCUUUACAUAAUAGUAACAAAACAAUAAUUCCUAUGAUAAUUGUAACUGUCUCUACUAUCCAGACUUGUUGAGCUCUUGGAGAAUAGAGAGGCUCCUGUCUGUUCCAGAUGUUUUCACAUGAUGGAACCAAGAAGAGUAGGUUCUUUGCAUGCAUAUAUUAUGUGUCAAAAAAUAUAAUCUCUUACCUUUUGCAUCUUUAGGUGGUUAUAAAAGAGAAACCCUCCGGAAUUCAUUUAGUAUUGUUGCAUGGGAUGUACAGUAUGUGACUCAUCAGACUCUCAUUGUUCACCUCCAGUAACGUGGGAGCAUGCUUCCCUCCAUUUGAAACACGUGUAUGUGUGACACUUGAGUUUUUUGGAGUAUAUUUGGGUUGCAGUUGUGGGCUAAUCUCUGAGGAAGAGCUUUCACGUUGACGUUGUGUUCUGUUUUGCUUCAGUGACUUCUAGGAUGAGCAGAAAUAUAUAUAAAUGGAGCAGCUUUUCUUUAUGAAUUUACAGUACUGCCGCCGCUUUAACUAGAGGAAAUUACCGCUGUCAUUAGGCACAGUACUCAUUCAUUAUUCCCCACAAAUGAUCCAAAUUGGCUUCUUAUACCGGCUGCUUCUUUGACUUAGACUUAAAUGACUUAACUCAGUACAUAUCAACAUGUUUACAAGAAAGAAAGCACUGCAAAAUGAGUACAGUCUUGGCUUUUGACCUUAUUGCUGGGAGCUCACUCUCUUGGCUGGGGACCUUAUGAGAGGAGCGCCACUUCCAAUGCAGCAAAAAGGGGUUCAAAGAGCCUCCUAUAUGUUUACUGGACACACUGCAUUCCUACUUAAAAAAACUUUUUUGUAAGGAGAAACUUUUUAUUGAAAGGUCUCAUCUUCGAAUCUAUUCCGUUUGCAACAAUCAUUAAAGAUGCAGGACCCUCAAGAGAGGUGUUUGACAAAGCUGUUGAAAGAGCAUUUCAGAGUGCAGGAUAACUGAGUGAUGAAGAUGGUUUCAACGUGUUGUGGAAAUUCUCUUUCAACAGUUUUGCUUCCCGAUUUUUAGGCUAUGCAAGCACGGACCGAGAGUCUGCUUGUAGUCCACUUACAGUAGUGGAGGUUGCAGAAGCUUUUCACUGUUCUGUCUAUAACAUAAACUGAAACCAACCCUCACACUAUUAAUGUCUACAUUUAUUUAUACAUUUCAGUCCAGUCACUGAUUCAGAUUCUUUGUCUAGUAAAUGUUUAUAUCAAAUAUGAAAAAUCAUAAUACAAGUGACUGUAUUCUUUUAUACAUGUGGCAUGUGUUGCACCCAAAAAUAAUUCUGUAGUGAUUAAAAUGAAUAAACCAUCACCAGGCUUUUUCAAAAGACACAGUGGAGCAGGUGUGAUUAAUGAGAGUAAGAGCUGCAGACUUAGAGUGUGUUGAUGCGGAUGAACGGAUGGAACGCCUGAAUUAAUAGCUGAUUGAGUGUGCCUAAAAAGAAUGAGGGACAGAGAAGUGUUCAGGUUUUCAAAGAGGUGUAUUGUAACGAUGGUUUUGCAGCAACACCAGAUACAUAAUUGCUGUGGUGUGGUGUGGUUUUAAAAAGGGAGAGGACUAAACAGAGCUAAUGUUUGUGUCACAGAGAUCAAAGACGAUCAGUUUGAGUCACUCAAGUCAACUUUACCAAUAAAUUGUCUU
Messenger RNA from Notolabrus celidotus (New Zealand spotty), 3664 nucleotides. RefSeq names its product visinin-like 1b (gene vsnl1b). The record is from RefSeq and is a predicted model, not a curated record. Gene Ontology annotation, molecular function: calcium ion binding. The transcript has 4 exons. The coding region runs from base 1040 to 1654 and encodes 204 amino acids. Lineage: Eukaryota; Metazoa; Chordata; Actinopteri; Labriformes; Labridae.